This is a messenger RNA of Gossypium raimondii (Peruvian cotton), 3655 nucleotides long. RefSeq names its product retinoblastoma-related protein. Gene Ontology annotation, cellular component: nucleus; chromatin; transcription regulator complex. The transcript is spliced from 19 exons. Gene Ontology annotation, biological process: negative regulation of G1/S transition of mitotic cell cycle; regulation of transcription by RNA polymerase II; cell differentiation. The coding region runs from base 269 to 3346 and encodes 1025 amino acids. The record is from RefSeq and is a predicted model, not a curated record. Lineage: Eukaryota; Viridiplantae; Streptophyta; Magnoliopsida; Malvales; Malvaceae. Gene Ontology annotation, molecular function: RNA polymerase II transcription regulatory region sequence-specific DNA binding.
AAGAUCCUUCGUUGAUAGGGUUUUCCACAAAAAGAAACCCAAGGUUAAGAAGGGCGAAAAUAUAUAAGAAAAAAAGGGGAAAUUUUAGGAUUAUUGUUCUUAAUCCAAAUUAUUAAAGAACGAUUUUUUUUCCCUUUUUCUUUUUUCUCGAUCCCUUAAAACGCUAUGUUUUGGGCGGGGAAUUUGAAGCUAGGGUUUCUGGUUUGCUGGAUCGUUAGAUCCGAGAUCUCAACCUAAUUUCAAGCCUAAAUUUUGGUUAUUAAUAAAUAUGGAAGACACGAAGCCUUCAGUUGCAACUUCUGGUGGCACAGAUGGCGAUGCCGUUGAAGCUAGAUUCAAUGCUUUGUGCAAGAAUGGGUUAUCUCUGGAUGAGAAAGCUUGUUCAAAUGCUAUGAAGCUAUUCAAAGAAACAAAACACCUUUUAACGUCAAAUGUUUCAUCAAUUGGAAGCGGAACGCUGGAAGAAGCAGAGCGAUUUUGGUUUUCAUUUGUCUUAUAUUCGCUCAAGCGGCUGAGUGAAAAGAUUGGAGAAAAUACGCAACAAGAGUCUGAUGAAAGUGGGUUUUCGUUUUGCCAGAUAUUGAGAGCUACAAAGCUGAAUAUCGUGGAUUUUUUUAAGGAGUUGCCUCAGUUUGUGGUAAAAGCUGGUCCCGUUUUACGUAACAUGUAUGGUGAAGAUUGUGCGACUCGACUUGAGGGUACGGAGAUGCAGGCCAAUUUUGUGCACUUGAGCCUUUUAAGCAAGUCAUACAAGCGUGCAUUUUGGGAACUCUUCUUGACAAGUGAUGCAAAUAUUGACAAGCAGCAAAAUGCUACCAGUUCGUCAGAUUAUGUAUCAGAGUGUCAUCGAUUUGGAUGGUUACUGUUUUUGGCACUCCGCGUGCACGCAUUCAGUCGUUUUAAAGACCUAGUGACUUGUGCAAACGGUUUUGUUUCUAUACUGGCUAUCUUGAUUAUACAUGUUCCUGUUCGCUUCAGAAACUUCAAGAUCAAUGACUCUCCACAUUUUGUUAAGAAAGGUGACAAAGGUGUCGACUUGCUUGCGUCACUUUGCAACAUGUAUGAUGCUUCAGAAGAUGAUUUGAGGAAAAAAAUGGAGACGGCCAAUAAGUUAAUAGAGGACAUAUUGAAAAAAAAGCCAUGUCCUGCAGCUGAGUGCAAAACUGAAACACUGGAAAAUAUUGAUACCGAUAGCUUGAUCUAUUUUGAAGGUUUAAUGGAGGAAAAAUCUCUUUCAUCCAGUUUAAAUAUGUUAGAGAAGGAUUACGAUAAUGCAAUUUGUAAUAAAGGUGAUUUGGAUGAGAGGGUGUUUGUAAACGAUGAAGAUAGUUUACUUGGUUUAGGGAGCUUUUCUGGAGGGACCAUGAAUGUUACUGGUAUCAAGAGGAAAUUUGAUUCAGUAGCUUCACCAUCAAAGUCGAUCUCAAGCCCGCUGUCUCCUCAACGCCCUCCUGCAUCUCAUGCAAAUGGUGUCCUUGGGCCACCAAGUGCAAAGAUGGCAGCUACACCGGUCAGCGCUGCAAUGACAACUGCGAAAUGGCUUCGUUCUGUUAUUUGUCCUCUUCCUUCAAAACCUUCAGCUGAGUUGCAGCGUUUUUUAUCAUCUUGUGAUAAAGAUGUUACCAAUGAUGUGAUCUGUAGGGCGCAUAUAAUAUUGGAGGCAAUAUUUCCUAGAAAUCAAGAGUGUAGUGUAACUGGAAGCCUUCAGAGUGUAAACCUGAUGGAUAACAUAUGGAUGGAACAACGAAUACUGGAGGCACUUAAGUUGUACUAUAGGGUUUUGGAAGCUAUGUGUACUGCUGAGGCCCAAAUAUUACAUGCACCUAAUUUGACCUCUUUAUUAACUAAUGAGAGGUUUCACAGAUGUAUGCUUGCUUGUUCUGCUGAACUAGUGCUGGCGACACAUAAGACUGCCACAAUGUUGUUUCCUACAGUACUUGAGAGAACUGGUAUUACAGCCUUUGAUUUGAGCAAGGUGAUAGAGAGUUUUAUUAGACAUGAGGAGUCUCUACCAAGAGAACUGAGGCGGCAUCUAAAUUCUCUGGAAGAGAGGCUUUUGGAGAGCAUGGUGUGGGAUAAAGGUUCCUCAAUGUACAAUUCUUUGAUAGUUGCAAAACCUGCCCUAUCUGCUGAAAUAAAUCGUCUUGGCUUAUUGGCUGAACCAAUGCCACCUUUGGAUGCAAUUGCGACACAUGUGAACUUUUCUGGAAGUACACCUCCAGUGCCUUCUUUGCAGAAACACGAAACAUCAACGGGUAAUGCUGGUAGCUCAAUCUUAGGACAAAAUGGGGAUGUCAGGUCUCCCAUGAGACCUUGCACUGAGUUGAGGAGUGUGUUGGUUGAACGGAAUGCUUUUACAUCACCAGUGAAGGAUCGCCUAUUAGCAUUAAACAACCUUAAGAAGGCACCUUUGCAAUCUGCAUUUGCCAGUCCAACACGUCCUAACCCUGGUGGUGGAGGAGAAACAUGUGCGGAAACAGGAAUAAGUAUAUUUUUUGGCAAGAUUAAUAAGUUGGCUGCUGUCCGGAUUAAUGGUAUGGUUGAGAGGCUACAACUGUCUCAACAGAUAAGGGAGAGUGUGUAUUCUCUUUUCCAAAAAAUACUUAACCAGAGGACUUCUUUGUUCUUUAACCGUCAUAUUGAUCAGAUCAUCCUUUGUUGUUUCUAUGUAGUUGCGAAGAUUUCUCAGUUGCGCCUAACUUUCAAAGAAAUUAUUUGCAACUAUAGGAAGCAACCACAAUGUAAGCCACAAGUUUUCCAAAGUGUAUUUGUUGACAGGUCAUCUGCACGAAGAAAUGGGAGAACCGGGCAGGACAAUGUUGAUAUCAUUGCAUUCUACAACGAAAUAUUCGUUCCUUCCAUAAAGCCUUUGCUGGGAGAACUUGGUUCUGCUGGAACAACCACAAGAACGAGUAGAGUUGCUGAAGCCAACAAUAGUAAUGAUGGUACAUGCCCGGGAUCUCCUAAAGUUUCUCCUUUUCCAAGUCUACCUGAUAUGUCCCCAAAGAAAGUAUCUGCAACACAUAACGUAUAUGUGUCUCCAUUGCGGACAUCCAAGAUGGAUGCUCUAAUCUCGCAUAGCUCAAGAAGCUACUAUGCUUGUGUUGGAGAGAGUACUCGUGCCUAUCAGAGCCCUUCGAAAGACCUAACUGCUAUCAACAAUCAUUUGAAUGGGUAUUCUUCUCCUCUCACUGGUGGCAGGAAGAUCAGAGGGGCACUCAACUUCGACGAUGUUGAUGUCGGUUUGGUUAGUGAUUCUAUGGUUGCAAAUAGCCUUUACCUGCAAAAUGGGAGCUGUGCAUCCUCAUCCGGUGCACCUUUAAAAUCCGAGCAACCAGAAUCUUAGCCCAGCACGCUUGUAUUCCUUGUAUAUUCUGCCCCACUCCCGUAUUCUUGUUAGAUCGUACGUUUGAAUGUAAGUUCAUCACACGGGGUACGUAUGAGCGGUGAGUUACUGUAGAAUAGCCGCCACCUCCCCAAUGUGUUUACUGAUGUUAGCUAACAAUACUUUGAAGCUUGGCCUAACAAAUUGAAUAAAUUUUUGCCUUUGCCGGCUUGUAGCCAAAUAGUACCACUGAUCAUUUAUAUUGGAAUCACAGUGCUCCUUCAAGGGGGUAAUUUUCUUUGGGAAUGUUUUAGGAGAUUUUGAGGUCAA